CCACAGGUGACGCGACGCGUCUCUCCAUCUCUCUCUCUGAUUUUACUACUUGUUUCCCGUCGCAACGAAGCACCAGUAGGCUGUCUCUCCUUGUAAAGCGUCACGUUAAACUGCCACGAUCUUCCGGGCGACAUCCUUCUGACUCGCUUCUCUACUCCAGCCAUGUUUCGCGCUCCGUUUAGGAGAAAACCCCUGUAAAUCGGUUUCAAAUGUGUUGGACAAUUUCUGUUCCCUAGGCACUAUACUAUCUGUUUCCAUAGUUACUUCCUGUCCUAGUUCUGAAGAUGUAAAUUAAUGUGCAAAAUUCUAACUCGAAAUGAACAAAUGACGAACGAAAUUCGAAACGACGGGUCACGACGGUGGAGACUUUUAACCCCCCUCAACCCUUAAUUCGACUUUGUAUAUUUUAACACAGCUACAGUACUUUGGCUUACUAGUAUAUAAGAAACUUAAGUUUGCUCUUAGGGCAUAAAAUUGUAGAUUAAAUGUUGGAUUUACACGUGUACGGCAAAAUGAUUAAACCACUGCAUGACUUUGCGGAGUGUUACAGACUGUCAGUGUUUACAGAGUGACCGCCACCUGGGACGGCUUGAAACUGCACUGUUGUAGGCUCCCUGUUAUUACAAACAAUGGCAGUAGAAUCAACAAUACACACAGACCAAUCAGACAAACGGCCUACCAAAUCCGAAGUAAUGAACUGUCAUGAGGCAUACUGUCUUCUCAUAUAAAGUCCUCAGGCUUUAUUACUCUUGUUGCUGAAAAUGUUUUGAAGCGACCAGAAAACAAGAGGCAGGCGAAUCAAACUGUACUUCAAGCUGUCAACAGUCGCAGGCUACAGCAAGGUUCAGGAGACCCACAACAAUAAGUAACAGCAGGAGGAGACGAACGAUGGGCCUCGGAUGGUGGAGGUGACUGUGGUACGAUGGACGGCAACGCGAGCAGCACUGAGGCAAGCCUCAACGGCACGGAUCUCACCAACCGGACUUCCACCAUCUUCAGCAUCGGACCGGACUUCAUCACGCAGUGGAAACAGAGGAAGCAGAGAGAGAAGCUGUGUCGCAUUGUAUACCAGACGGUGUUCUCUCCCGAAUGUCUAAACGCCUUCAAUGCCACAAGUUCAGCGCGCCCGUCGUGGGAAGCCGUCGAGGGGCUGGGGGACUAUGGCGACACCACGGGAGACUGGUACAUCGGCAGAAAUGGAUCUAAUGCCUCGGACUAUAACACCAAUUUCACCAUGCAAGGUGCGGGGCGAGGCAGAAUCAGUGACGUGGCCGGCGGAGAGGUGCUGGCGCCGGUGCUGCCACCCUUCCAACUGUGGCAGACAGUGCUAAUCGCCCUGUGCCUGGGGAUGUGCAUCGUUCUCACCGUGGGAGGAAACAUCCUGGUACUGCUUGCCUUCAUUGUGGACCGCACAAUUCGGCAGCCUAGCAACUACUUCAUUGCUUCUCUAGCCGCCACGGACAUGCUCAUCGGCACGGUGUCCAUGCCAUUCUACACUGUGUACGUGCUGAUGGGGUACUGGGACCUGGGCCCCAUUCUGUGCGACCUGUGGCUCUCCGUGGACUACACAGUGUGUCUCGUGUCCCAGUAUACUGUGCUCCUCAUCACAAUAGACCGCUUCUGUUCUGUGAAGAUUGCUGCCAAGUACCGGAGCUGGAGAACAAAGAACAGGGUAAUCUGGAUGGUCACGAUUACGUGGAUCAUCCCAGCCUUAUUAUUCUUCAUCAGCAUUUUCGGCUGGGAACACUUUGUCGGUUAUAGGGACUUACUCCCAGGCCAGUGCGCGGUACAGUUCCUCAAGGACCCGGUGUUCAACACGGCGCUCAUCAUUGGGUACUACUGGACCACUUUGGUUGUCUUGUUCGUGUUGUACGGUGGCAUAUACAAGACAGCUUACGAUAUGCAGAAAAAAAGUGAGGCAAAGCAGAGAAAGAUGCAAUCAAUGGUGGCACUUAGUGCUGGGGCAAUGUCCGGUAUGGCGGGUCGAGCCGCCGGUAUAGGUAUAUCAAAGACACAAAGCACUUUGUUGAGUCAGGAUAAACCCAAGUCGAUUAGUGGCGGUAAUGGGGGAUCCGCUGGUGGGGGAGGCGGAAUAGAGACACAAGGGGGUCUGACAGUUAUAACGGCAGGUUGUACUGCGAACAGUGGGGGUCCAGGUUCGGGGGAUUCCACCUCAAGUCACAAGACGUCGUCAAACAAGACUACCGCGACGACAACCACCACCACGACGGCGGAGACUACAAACUUCUCGGACCGUCGUGUGGGCAUGUCUGCGACAGGUACGCAACAGAUCGAGGGCGAGCGAUCCAGCAGUCCAGCUUUCGAGUCCGACGAGGACAGCACUACCGCUGUCAGUAGGCAACAGAGCUGGAAGGGGAAGAGGACUCAGACUCUCAACACCAGCCGCAUCAACGGCGCCAUUCCUGUGAAGCUUCCUGAAAAUAUCACCCCCACUACACCGAAUCCAGAACCAUUGCCCCAGAUCCCUGAACAGAGCCUUCUAGACACAGACAAUCCCCGAGAGGAACCGAGCGCGUCAGAGCUCUUACCUCUACAGCCAGCGUCCGUCUUCACUCUCAACCCGCAACCGCGGUUAGACAUGACAGGUGCAGCGCAGACACCUAUCACUCAGCAGGUGGCUAUCAUCCCACCUCCUGCUCAGUUCCAAACAAGCCCUCCCAUCACAGUAAGUCCCAUCCUAUCGACAGAAAGGCCGCGAAGCCUCCUGGUUAGCACUCAAGGUGGGCAAACUAUGACCUAUGAUAUUCUGGUCGGACUAGACGGUGCAGACCUCCGCUUCAUGGACGAGAGCUCUGUAAUCGUACCGUCGCCCAUCUUCGAAAGUCCUCCUUCAUCACUGAGCAUCGCUAAUGCUUCCUCCUCGACUGCACCACCAUCCCCUGUGCAUGGUCCAGUCUCCAAUCCUGCCUGUAACACCUCUCUCCUGCAAUCUGCCCUUAUCAGAGCCGCGGCUCAGCAGUCCGGCCACCCCAUUACCACAACCACCAGCAAUCCGCCCUCAAAACCUACCACUACAGUCAUUACUAUCAGCCAGCCUCCAAUCAACAAAGUUAAUACGGAGGUAAGCCUUACUGCAGAGGAUUCGAAGCGGCCUGUCACGAGUGUGAUCGGAAGCUCCACACAUGAGUUCUGUGAUGACGUCACGGUCACUGACAGGGAAGGAUUAGAACGCCAGUCCACCCUCGGUACAAACGUCACACCCACUACAACCACUUCCAAUUCUCUAGGGCAACAACAGGGUUCGAACCAAGUGCCAGGUCAGUCUAAACCAGUAUCCGGUCAGCAUCAGGAUGGGAACGCAACUAAAAAGGAUUUUGUCAAAACGAUCGGUAAAAGACUGAAAGGAAAACGUAAGAAAAAAGACGGGCUAGGCAUUGGGAGGCAGAAGUCCAAGUCGGAGAACCGAGCAAGGAAAGCUUUCCGUACUAUCUCCUUCAUUCUGGGGGCCUUCGUGGCGUGCUGGACGCCGUACCAUAUAUUGGCGUUGGUGGAGGGCUUCUGCUCUGAGCCUCCCUGCACCAACGAGCAUCUAUAUAUGUUCUCGUACUUCCUGUGCUACGCAAAUAGCCCCAUGAACCCGUUCUGCUACGCAUUAGCCAACCAGCAGUUCAAGAAAACUUUCACCCGAAUUCUCAAGGGAGACCUCCACAUGACCUGAAUUAUCAAAUAUAUAUUUUACUGUAAUCUGCAGUUCUGUCUUAGUGUGCGACUUUAAUGAGCAAUCUGCUUCAACUUUCUUAACUUCCUAACAAAAACCUCUUCCAGUUUAAUCUCACUUCCGUAUCGGACCAAAUAUCAACCCCAUAGAAGGCCUGCUAACAAAAUAUCCUACGUGAUUUCGUACACAACGGUGGCCCGAAUCCUCAGACUCCCUGCCUAUUGAACCGUUCGCCUCAACUGCAGUUUGUAAUAAUAAUUGGCUUGGUGUUACUCCCCAGUGGGAACUAUGGGUAAUUAAUUGACGAGAGCAUGGCCUCUUUACUUCAGAUGCAUUACUUAAAGCACUCUACUAUUGAGAAGCUGCAAACCCCAAAUGACUGCCUGCAGAAAUACUGUAACUACCUUCCGGAAACAGUUCUGCUACUCAUAAGUUGCAACAUUCGAACCCACUCAUGAAAGUAAAGUGAUCUUGGGUCUCCAAACUGAAAUUGAUAUAUAAAUUUCCAAAGUCUUCACAUGACAUUUAAUAUUAUAUUACGAAUUUUAUGACCGUAAUGGAGAAAGAGCCGGGAUAGCUCAGUCGGUAUAGCGACGGCUUAUGGACUGGAUGACCAGAGUUUGAUUGCCAGUAGAGACAGAUUUUUCUCAACUUCACUGAGUCCAGAUCGGCUCUGGGGCCCACUCAGUCUCCUCUAUAAUGAGUAUCGGGGGCGCUUUACUUGGAGGCAAAGGGACUGGGGUAUGAAACUGCCACAGUCGCCUCCAUCUAUUCCCCGAGGUCAAGAAUGUUGGAGCUAUACCUCCACUCCCCCUAUGUCCUCAUGUUGUGGUGGUUAAUUAAGAACAUAGACAAAUUUACCUUUUCUUAAUGGAAGAGAAAUGAGAAAAAUUCAUAUAUGAAAAGAAAUAUUUAACCGAGUGAAAUUUAUUCACCACAUCUAUAAAUUUUAAUAUUAUCAGCUGUGUAUUUUGAAAAUAUAACACUGCAUCCUCUACACAAAUCUUGCUGGUAGCUUUGUGAAUAAGUAGCCUCAUUCUGAACUGUAACGUUGUCUUUUGAAUUCUUGACGAAUGCCAACUUAUUUGCAAUUCCAGUACUAACAACAGGAUGUUCCAGAAUGUAGCAACUGUACUUAGUAACCAAUUCUUUUUUUUUAUUGCUAGUGGGGUGGGACUAAGUCCCUUGUACUGAGGCCACUUC
Molecule: messenger RNA, 4882 nt
Organism: Cryptotermes secundus
Lineage: Eukaryota; Metazoa; Arthropoda; Insecta; Blattodea; Kalotermitidae
Gene: mAChR-B
Product: probable muscarinic acetylcholine receptor gar-1
Exons: 5
Coding region: 923-3679 (918 amino acids)
Biological process (GO): G protein-coupled receptor signaling pathway, coupled to cyclic nucleotide second messenger; adenylate cyclase-inhibiting G protein-coupled acetylcholine receptor signaling pathway; chemical synaptic transmission
Cellular component (GO): synapse; dendrite; membrane
Molecular function (GO): G protein-coupled serotonin receptor activity; G protein-coupled acetylcholine receptor activity
Source: RefSeq, a predicted model, not a curated record